CAUUGUCACAGGAGAGGCUAUGAGCAUGAUGUUGGUACUCGGACAACUCAUUAUGUAUUCUUUGACAGAUCCCUCAUCCAUAUGCAACAGGCUGAUAUACCAACAGACAAGGGUAUCAAGUGGGUCUUCCUGCCUUGUAGAUUAAACGACUAUCACUACAUCUCAGAGGUCGUCAAGGGAACUAAUCCUAAACAGAAGCUGAAAGCUCAAGCUGCAGACGUCAGACUACUGCACCCAGACUUUGUCAGAUAUGUUCACAAAGUCUGGAUGCGGACUGAGUCUUUCCGUCCAAGUACGGGUGCUGUGAUGUUCAUGACGGCUCUCCAUUCUGGAUGUGAUUCUCUCAGUGUUUAUGGCAUGGGAUUUAAUCACAAGUACACAUCGUACUACUACGAUCAAACCUUCACUAUUUACAAGAAUUUGAAACAAUGGCACGAUUUUGCAAGAGAGAUUGAGAUCAUGAAGAAAUUGGACAAAGCUGGUAUUAUUAAGUGGUACAAGAGAGAUGUGCCUGAAUUUUAUUCGUAG
This is a messenger RNA of Strongylocentrotus purpuratus (purple sea urchin), 528 nucleotides long. Its product is annotated as alpha-N-acetylgalactosaminide alpha-2,6-sialyltransferase 2-like. The coding region runs from base 82 to 528 and encodes 148 amino acids. Gene Ontology annotation, molecular function: sialyltransferase activity. Lineage: Eukaryota; Metazoa; Echinodermata; Echinoidea; Camarodonta; Strongylocentrotidae. The record is from RefSeq and is a predicted model, not a curated record. The transcript has 3 exons.